Molecule: messenger RNA, 1482 nt
Organism: Daldinia caldariorum
Lineage: Eukaryota; Fungi; Ascomycota; Sordariomycetes; Xylariales; Hypoxylaceae
Exons: 3
Coding region: 1-1482 (493 amino acids)
Source: RefSeq, a predicted model, not a curated record
AUGCCUCAAAUCCAGUUUUUCGGGUCUCAGGUCGGAGGAGGGACCGUUAUCAACUAUAGCUACACGGAUAUGCCGUGGAAACUGGUCUUCUGGGACUUUUGGAAUUUCCUCAAGUACGCUAGAAGUUUGAUCUGGGUGGUAAUGCCUCUCUGGCCUUGCUAUGGGGGAAGCUUCGAUGAGCUCUCACUCACAUUUCAACAUGUGUGGUGCCUCUCCGUACAUACCGUCCUGAUCAUACUUCAGGUAAUUUUCCUUCUAGGAUUAUUGCCAUUAUUGUUUAUCCUCCCAGGGUGGCUAUUCGUCUCUGGAUUGGUCACUUUUUUUGCUGUCAACGCACUGAUAUGCAGAACUUUGAAUGGGAGCACUAUACAAUACACGUCCGACCCAAAAUACUCUCCUCACUGGGAAAGGUUCGAACAUGAGCAAUGGAUUUUCUUAAAUGGUGUUUCUAUCGGAGAAUCCUGGCUCAAAGACAACUUGAAUCGUCUAGCACUUACUUUCGGGCGACCAGUUUUAGGUAUCCAUAACCGCACGAGCGGUAUCAUCUUUGAUUUGAUAGAAUGUAUAAUCCAGCGCAGCUUUGGAUACGCGACUACUGAUGUUCGUCUCGUUUACAAAAUUCUCAAGGAUAAGCUGUACAAUCCUCAGUAUACCACUGUGGUCUUCAUCAUACACUCACAAGGCGGUAUUGAGGGGGGUCUUGUUAUAGAUUGGCUUCUACAAGAGGUUCCGCAGGAUCUUCUAGCUAAGCUCGAGGUUUACACUUUCGGAAAUGCGGCGAAUCACUUCAAUAACCCACAUCGGCAUCAAAGCAGUCAAGAGGCGCAAGUGAAACAUCCUCAUAUUCUAAACGAUAUGUUCCAGCGGUUCCCUCACUUCACAGGAGACAUAGAGAAAACAGGAAUCAAAACGGGCUUUGAAAAUCCACUAUCCCAUCCCGCACUGUCAAACGACCAGGGCUCGUCGGAACUCGAAUCACACGGUGCCGCUUUAGAUCGAGCUAUAGGGCAUAUCGAGCACUACGCUCAUACUGGCGACUUCGUUGCUCUUUGGGGUGUGCUUCACUUCAUAACCAAUACUCGGGCUUCAGCCGAAAUUCCCCGCUUCGUCGGUCGACUUUUCGCUCACCACGCUACCGGUCAUUUACUCAGCCAACACUAUCUUAACGAUAUGUUUCCAUUAGCAAAAAAUGCAUUCGGGGAGUUCACUGGCUGCGCGGAGAGCAACGAGUUUAUGGACAGCAUCAUUAGCUUACCUGGCCAGGGAGAGGGAGACAACAUUAUCCAAGCCAUCCGCGAAGGCCUCGGCCAUAGUUUUGCGGCCCUGGACCAUAUCGCCCUACCUAAAUCUGAUGUUUCCGUACAGGGGAGAUUGAUUGAGAGAGAGAUAAGCAUCUUGAAUGGACCUGUGCGAGUCAGGGACCUCAGUCGCUUAUGGCAGUAUAGGAAUGGCCAAACCCCUCGUAUCAUCCGGAAAGUCUAA